This is a messenger RNA of Saccostrea cuccullata (small rock oyster), 1561 nucleotides long. Its product is annotated as low-density lipoprotein receptor-related protein 2-like. The coding region runs from base 47 to 1321 and encodes 424 amino acids. The transcript is spliced from 7 exons. NCBI's taxonomy places the organism in Eukaryota, Metazoa, Mollusca, Bivalvia, Ostreida, Ostreidae. Gene Ontology annotation, molecular function: protein binding. The record is from RefSeq and is a predicted model, not a curated record.
AUAGGAUUAGAGGUCACAUGACAUGUUCUUUUUCACAUGACUGCGGAUGCGAUCGGAAGCAGACAUGAAUUCUAUUUGGAUUGUCUGUUGUGUCCUUAUUUCUCAGAGUUUAGCAUAUAAAACAUAUUAUCUUGACGAAAAUUGCGGUAAAACUCUAGAUGUAGACACAUAUUUCCGACUUCAGGCGUCCAGAAAGACCAAUCUGCAGUCCGGUUUGAACUGUACCGUGGACCUUUUCGCCAGGUCAGGGAAAAUCGGGGGUUCUGCGAGAAUCCUCGCUCGCUUCCUUAACAUCAACAUGCCUUUCUCUUCGGCUGUAUCAGGGUGUGACAGAGUCAAGCUAGAGCUCCACGAUGGAAUUAGAAAUGCAACGCUGCUCACACCCCCCAACGGACUUUGUGGAGACUCCUUUUACAACACAUACAGCUACGUCACUGUCAAGGACAGCUUUAUGACCUUUACCUUGACAACGAACCCUUCACCCCAAACCGGGUCAUUUGAUGCUAUCAUCACGAAUUUUCACGAAGUUGAAGGAGAUGAUAAAUGUCUAAAUAACUGGUGGAAAUGUGGAAAUGGUCGUUGUGUGGAUCCGUCAACCAAAUGCAACUCGUUUGAUAACUGUGGAGACAACACUGACGAGACGUACGAGAAAUGCAAACCAACAAUGUAUUUCUAUGAAAAUUGUGGACAAGAAAUCCAUGUUUAUGAUGCUGUCCAUUUAAAACUGAAGCGAAGUGGCAAUAUGUUGAUACCUAACACUGUGUGUGACAAUAUUGUGGUGGCCCACGGGAAAUCACAGGGUAUUGGCCAGCCUGCGCAAGUUUAUGCCCAUUUCCGGUCCAUCGGCCUUCCACAGCCUGUGUCUGGAAAUUGCACCUCGGCUAGGAUUGAUGUCUACGAUGGAUUACGAAAUAAAAAGAGAAUAUCGGAUGGUGAAGGAUUAUGUGGUACUGCCUUAUCAAAAUCCGACUUCUCCACAGAGAGUGAUAAUUUUAUGCCUAUUGAAUUCACCACAGAUUCAACCUCACAACAGGGAAAUUUUGAAAUAACACUCACUAGCUUUCAUACGGGAGACUGUAUAUCAGGGGAGUUCCGUUGUAGGAACGGACGGUGUGUGGACACUACAGUACAGUGUGACGGUUACCAGAACUGUGGUGACAAUAGUGACAAUGACAGUGAACUGUGUGAUAUCGUCACGGCCCUGGCCACGGGGGCCAUUGUCGCCAUCGUGUUGUCCGCCAUCUUCCUCGUUAUAUUUGUCCCAAUCUGUUGUAUUGUUCUUAUAGGGAGACGUCGAAGGAGUAAUUACUCUGGGAUAUAAACUUCUGUAUUUAUUUAAAAUAUUUUCAUUAAUAUGUGUCUCUUGUCAUAAUUUCAAGACAAUAGUUUAUCAUGUGGUGAUAUUAAUGUCAAGUCAUUGAAUGAGUUAUAAAAGUGUACUUAUGGCAACAAAUACUAAUACAUUUAUUAAUCAUACACAGACGAUAAUGGUUAUAUGUUUAAAUUUAGUGACAAGCGUUGUAUGAAAAAAAUGAGAAGGAGGUUACAAAUAUACGUUUUU